GUAAGGGUACUUUUGGGAAUGUUUAAAAAUACUUUAAAUUACUUUAUCUAAUCAAGUUCACAUCCAUCAAUUCCAAGGAAUAUUGAGAUAAUUGUGUAAUAAUUUAAUCAUAAUUUUCAGGUUACAUAACAAAAGUGAUCAUACCUUGAACAAAAAUCUAAGACAAAACUUAAUAAGCUAAUUUUAAUGUCUAAUAUUAAUUCAGUAGUUUCAAAGUGAAUUAUAAACAUAAAGUGUUACUCUGUUCAUAAAGUAUCAAGUCGAAAAGUAGUGAAAAAUGUCUGGAAACGAGGAAAAAAUGGAAAAACCAUGCUGCAGCAAAUCAAUUCAAGAAAAUGACAAUAAAGAUAUUAAAAUCGCUGAGAAAAAGUACAAACCAGAGUCUAAGAACGGUAAAAAGUUCCAUGAAAAAAAAGACACAUUAAGUGUACAAAUGGGUCAAUGCCAACGGCUGCUUAAUAGUCUGCGUAAAGCAAAAGAUCAUUCUGAAUAUGCACAAUAUUUCUACUAUCCAGUUGAUCCAAUUGCAUAUCAAUGCCUUAAUUAUUAUGAUGUAAUUAAGAAUCCAAUGGAUCUGAGUACAAUGAAUAUAAAGAUGGAAAAAGGCGAAUACAAAACACCAGAGGAUUUUGAGGCUGAUAUUCGACUGAUAAUUGAUAAUUGUUUAACUUACAACGGAUCACAACAUGAAAUUGUUCCUUAUGUCAAUAAAUUUAAAGAGGCUUUUGAAGCUCGAUUCCAAAAGAUUAUGAAUCCGAAACCCCGCACAAGUAACAUUGCACCACCAGAACAAGAGAUCGCAUAUCGAAAGUCAAGUCGUUCCUUCAUAUUCGUACCAGAUGAUGAAGAUAUUCUUGUUAGAGAAAUCGCUAAAACACAAAAAUAUCUUGCAAAACUGUAUGCAAAGCAUAAGAUCAUUCUCAAUCAACGAGGAGAGCAAUUUACAAUUUAUGAUGAGCAGCCACCGGAAGUUCCAAAAACGAAGAAAAGAGUAAGGAAAAAAAGUUCGACUAAGAAUCCAAAGAAAAAUGCUAAACAGAAUGUUAAUAGUGAGGAAAUGCAGACUGAAAUUGAUUCAACAGUGCACAGGAACCUAAGUUCAAGCAGUGAUGAUGAAGAUGAUCAAAUUCCAAUGUCUUAUAGUGAGAAACGUGAUUUGGUGCUGGAUAUCAACAAGUUGCCUGGUGACAAAAUUAAGGAAAUAUCCAGAAUAGUCAAAACUUUAGAUCCUAAAUGCUACACAGAGCUGGACAACAAUUUUGAGAUUAGUUUUGCUGAUUGCAAAGUUAAAACUCUUCGAGAACUGCAAAAAAUCACCAAUGCAUUCUUCCGUCCGAAACCUGCACGUGCUGUUCCAUUACCCCGUAAAGAAAAGCUUGAAAAGAACAGAAAACUUGUGCAAGAUCUGAAAAUUGAUCUAAAGCAGCAGAUGAAAGAUUGCGAGACAAAAUUAGCAGAUGUUGAGGAUAGACUGGCUGGAUUUAUACGCAAAAAAGCAACAUCUCCUCAACCGCAGCAAACAGCAGGCAGCUCAACAUCUUCAGGAAGUUCAUCAUCUUCUACGAGUAGUUCGAGUACAUCCAGCAGUGACAGUACAAGUGAUAGUGAAUAUAAAGGAUAAUUCGACCUUUUUUAAACAUUUAAUUUUUUCGCUAAUGAUCAUUACUAACUUAUAACUUUAAUAUCUAUACAUAAUUAAGAUUAUAAGCUAUAGAAAGUACCUGAAUAACCCAUUAAAUAACAUUUUUAUAACUUUUUUACCAUAAACAAUAAAAACAUGCCA
Messenger RNA from Chironomus riparius, 1783 nucleotides. The record is from the annotation of a GenBank genome assembly. Lineage: Eukaryota; Metazoa; Arthropoda; Insecta; Diptera; Chironomidae.